AUGUUCGUGUCGGAGGCACAGAGUGAUUGGGAUCGAUGGCUGCCGUGCGCGGCCUACUCCUACAAUGGUGCGAGGCAUUCAGGAACGGGGUACAGCCCCAACGAAUUGAUGCUGGCCCCGAAUGAGCUGUUGCGGGCGAGUGGCGUCACGCAGGUCGGCGUGUUCGCCGAGUAUCAUCGGGCGUUGGUGAGGAACAUGGCGACGGCAACGGAGGCGGUCAAGAAGGCGCUGGGCAAGGACCAGUUGAGGCGGGCUAGGUACUACGAUCGGCAGGUGCGGGCGCACAACGAGUUCGCGGUUGGCGACAGCGUGUGGGUGCUGCGACCACCUCGUGGCAAAGGAAUAACGAAACUGGCCCAUAAGUGGCUGGGCCCAGCUCGUAUUGUAGCAGACGCGGGCUUUGAUAAUUGGGAAGUGCUACGCGAGGACAAUGAUGAGCGGGUGAUCACGCACUGCAGCUUCUUGGUGAAGUGCAGUUGCCCGAGUGACUCACUGGGCGUGGUGGCGGAGCGCAUGCUUCGAGAACUGAGC
This is a messenger RNA of Phytophthora sojae, 531 nucleotides long. RefSeq lists its product as hypothetical. The annotation marks the transcript as partial. The transcript has a single exon. The record is from RefSeq and is a predicted model, not a curated record. NCBI's taxonomy places the organism in Eukaryota, Oomycota, Peronosporomycetes, Peronosporales, Peronosporaceae. Gene Ontology annotation, molecular function: nucleic acid binding.